Lottia gigantea (owl limpet) is the source of this 513-nucleotide messenger RNA. RefSeq lists its product as hypothetical. NCBI's taxonomy places the organism in Eukaryota, Metazoa, Mollusca, Gastropoda, Lottiidae. The transcript has a single exon. The annotation marks the transcript as partial. The record is from RefSeq and is a predicted model, not a curated record. Gene Ontology annotation, molecular function: hydrolase activity.
GGAGUGAUUAUCUUACAAGAAUGGUGGGGAAUAAACCAACAGAUUCAAGACGAAGCCGCAGAUAUCGCCGCAAGAGGAGAAUUUUCAGCCCUGUGUCCCGACCUUUAUCGAGGUCAGGUGGCUACGGAUAAUGAAAAUGCCGGUCACUUGAUGAAUAAUUUGGACUGGCCCGGCGCCAUUAAAGACAUCCAAGCCUGUGCUAAGUUUCUUCUAAGUAAUGGCUGUAAGAAAGUUGGGGUGACAGGAUUCUGUAUGGGAGGGGCUUUAAGUAUGGCCGCAGCUGCCCUUGUUCCAGAAAUAGGUGCUGCUGUCCCAUUCUAUGGAAUUCCCAGUCCUGAAUUAGCCGACCCCAGCACCAUCAAAGUUCCAUUACAGUGCCAUUUUGGCGAUUGUGAUGAACAGAAAGGCUUCUCGGCACCAGAGGACCAAAGUAAACUCGUAUCCAAAUUGAAAGCAGGAAAUGUUCCAUAUGAGUUCCACUCGUACAAGGGUGCCGGUCAUGCCUUUACCAAC